Molecule: messenger RNA, 664 nt
Organism: Harpegnathos saltator (Jerdon's jumping ant)
Lineage: Eukaryota; Metazoa; Arthropoda; Insecta; Hymenoptera; Formicidae
Product: holotricin-3
Exons: 3
Coding region: 137-544 (135 amino acids)
Source: RefSeq, a predicted model, not a curated record
UCGAUUUUCUCACCGUCAUUUGGCACUGGGAUACCCGCAGGAAAACGUACCGUAGUGACAUACACACAUACACACACACACACACACACACACAUAUUCGACACACUAAUCACGUAUCCGAUCGCAGCACGGCAGAAUGUCAAGGAUCGCGUUCUUCCUGUUGCUCGUCGCCCUCGUCGCAGCGAUCGCGGCUGCGUUUCCAGCCGUCACAUCGCGACCUCAAGUAUUCUCGAGAAUAACCAGAGCAGCCGCGCCUGAAGCCGACCCUAAAGCCGACCCUGAGUCGCGCAGUAGACGUGGCUACGGCCACGGAUACGGCUACGGCCACGGAUAUGGCCACGGAUACGGCCACGGACACGGCCACGGAUAUCACGACCACGGUCACGGUCACGGAUAUGGAUACAAGCAUGGAUUCGGCGGAGGACAUUAUCAUGGUCACUCUGGUUUCGCCAGCAGCGGAUCCAACGCCGGCUCCAUAAGCACGCCGUUGGGCAGCGCCUCCUUCGCGAAUUCCUUCGCUAACGCCGGCGGAUACGGAGGAUGAAUAUGAAAUGGAAGCGACAACUGUCGUUAAAAACGGACUCGCUCGACGAUAAAUCGAUUGUAGUUAAACAUCUCUCUUGUAAGCUCCCGUUUUUAUAGAAUAAAUUUAAAAAACACAAAA